Messenger RNA from Vanessa tameamea, 2029 nucleotides. Its product is annotated as prostamide/prostaglandin F synthase-like. The transcript has 7 exons. The coding region runs from base 147 to 788 and encodes 213 amino acids. Lineage: Eukaryota; Metazoa; Arthropoda; Insecta; Lepidoptera; Nymphalidae. The record is from RefSeq and is a predicted model, not a curated record.
GUCUAUUGUUAAUCACACUGCGCACAAUAUAAAAUUCUUCCCUAGUCCUUCACAGUUCGACAGUGCAACUGACAUUUGACAGAUAGAUUUAAAAAUUAAUUGACCAAAAAUUACUGUUUUCAAACAAACAUCGAAAUUUUAACUGCAUGAUAUUUUCAAAAGUUGCAAAAAUGACACCGGAUAUAAUUGCAAUUGGUUCUCAAAAAAUAAAAAGUAUUCCAGGUGGAGAGUCUGUGGAGCUGAAAACUUUAUGGCAGGAUCAAAACGUAGCUAUUAUUUUCUUUCGUCGUUGGGGUUGUUUGUUCUGCAGAUUAUGGGCGAAGGAGUUGGGUGAAAUCGCUCCGAUUCUUAAGAAAAAUAAUAUAAAACUCGUCGGCAUCGGUGUUGAGGAAGCGGGUUCCAAGGAGUUUAUCGAUGGAAAAUUUUUCGACGAUGAAUUAUUCUGCGUUGAAGAUCGAUCGACAUAUCAAAUGCUUGGUUUCAAAAGAUUCAAUGUCGUCACGAUAUUGACGUCGCUCUUAUGGAAGCAGUCCAGAGACGCGAUCUCAAAAGGGAAAAGUAUGGGCUUAGGUGGGGAUUUGAAGGGCGAUUGGGUGCAGACCGGCGGCGCGUUGUUCGUUGAAAAGGGCGGGAAUGUUAUCCGCCAUUUUGCUCAGACCGGACCGAGUGAUCAUUUGCCGAAUGAAGAAAUAUUAAAGCUAUUCGGCUUGGAGAACGAGUAUAACGCUGAAACGAUGGCCAAUAAGAAGCGGGAAGAGAUGGAGUGCAAUACAGAGGCGAAACCCUAAGCCGUGGCGGCAGAUUCUAGCGGAGUGCCCUCUUACGCCUAUUCAUAAUAUAUGGGCCGAGAGGCGCUGUAAGCAGAGUAAAGUGUAGGACAACUCUCUAUUGUUUAAUUUUAAUAAUAUCUCUCUUAUGGUCAUUUGUGGGUAUUUCAGUAAAUAUCGUUUUUCCUAGCACGGCCUUAGUCUAUUCAAUAGUAAUUCUGUUAUCAAACGACUUUGGUUCAAAUAUCUUAAAGAACUGUGACUUGUUACAUUGUUAAACUAUAACACAAGCGGGAGUUAUUCCCGAUUAAUAAGAUAUUCGAGCAACCAUUCGUUUUGUUUACGAAUGGUAGAAUUAUCUAAGGCGUUUAUUCAAAGGUAACAAAAGACGUUUCGUAAUUAUCGAAUUUGCAUGUACAGUGGCUACGACGACAUAAUAGACGCUAUGGUAACAACUGUGCGAUUGUAAUGAGCGCACGAGGUGGACGCGGGGUAGCUGGAAGGAGGGGGGGGGCAUCUCGCAUUCCAGUUGUACUUGAUAUAUCGACGCAUAGAAAUUACUUCAACGACUGGUUACUCGUGAAAACGAUCGAAUGUUGUCAAUAACGAUCCGUCAAAUGUAUUCUACGUAAGAUAACUGGCAACACAAGAACUUUUGGAACCCAUUGGAUGACUAUAAUGUUUUUUUUUAAUGUUUAAAAUCGUACACGUAUCCAAUUAUAAAAUUUAACACGCCUGGUCGUGUGCCGAAGAGCGACUGUAAAGAUUGUUGCAUUAUUGAAUAACAAAGAAUAUUUGUAAUUUUUUAAAAAGUUAUACGACUCCAAUGAUUUUUAAUUAAUUAAUAGUUUUAUAUUAAAUUGUUUAUUAUGUAUAUACAUUAUUUAAAAAAAGUGUUAAACUCUGAGACUGAAUGUAUGUUUCUUGGCUAGAUGCAAUAUUCGGUUUUAAUUAAAAUAAAAAUAGUGCACAGAUAAAUAUAAAAUUGUUUAUUCUAUAUCGAAAAUAAUGUAAUAACAGAUUAUACAGUAUUAAAUAUAAAAUUAUUCGUUAAUUAAAUAUUAAUGUAAAAUCUGUUAGUAAAAGACUGGAAUCAAAUCCUAAAGGAUUUGUAUUGUUUUAGAGGUUUAUAAUGAUUGUGUAGAGGUGGAAUGUUAUUUGUAGUAUUAAAAAUAUAUUAAUAUUUAUCUAAAUUAGGGUGAGAUUUUACUUUGUUACAGUUUUAUAUACCUACGAAAAAAAUAAUAAAAUGAUUUUAUAUU